Molecule: messenger RNA, 2894 nt
Organism: Vicugna pacos (alpaca)
Lineage: Eukaryota; Metazoa; Chordata; Mammalia; Artiodactyla; Camelidae
Gene: VPS37C
Product: VPS37C subunit of ESCRT-I
Biological process (GO): ubiquitin-dependent protein catabolic process via the multivesicular body sorting pathway; protein targeting to vacuole; protein targeting to membrane
Cellular component (GO): ESCRT I complex
Source: RefSeq, a predicted model, not a curated record
AGGGAGGGGCGAGGACGGGGAUGGGGGUGGCGCUGCAAUCGCUCGCGGCGCGCCCCCUCCUGCCGGCCCCAGAUUGGCAGAGGCUGGUGAUUGGGCGCGAGAGCCGCGUGACUCCCGCCGAGGGCCGGCGCCCCUGCCCCUCGCAGUGGGAGGGCGGGAGAAGAGAGGGUAAGCGGGAAAGAUGGAGACACUGAAAGACAAGACCCUGGAGCAGCUGGAGGAGAUGCAGAAUGACCCAGAGGCCAUUGACCGGCUGGCCCAGGAAUCCCCUGAGGUCCAGGACCUGCAGCUGGAACGGGAGAUGGCACUGGCCACCAACCGGAGCCUGGCCGAGCAGAACCUGGAGUUCCAGGGUCCCCUGGAGAUCAGCCGCUCGAACCUCUCGGACAAGUACCAGGAGCUCCAGAAGCUGGUGGAGCGGUGCCAGGAGCAGAAGGCGAAGCUGGAGAAAUUCUCUGCAGCACUGCAGCUAGGGACCUUGCUGGACCUUCUGCAGAUAGAGAGCAUGAAGAUUGAAGAGGAGUCCGAGGCCAUGGCUGAGAAGUUCCUGGAGGGCGAGGUGCCCUUGGAAACGUUUCUGGAGAACUUUUCCUCCAUGAGGAUGCUGUCCCAUCUGCGCCGGGUUCGGGUGGAGAAGCUCCAGGAUGUGAUGAGGAAGCCCAGAGCCUCCCUGGAGCCGGCUGGUGAUGCCCCACCUCCCCGCCCACCUCCCCCACCUCGCCCCACCCCUCAGGUACCGCCCCCUGUGUCUGAGGAUCUGCAGUCACAGCCACCGCCAACACCGCCACCACCACCACCACCGCCAUCAGCGGCCCCUCCCUUUCCUCUGCCCUACAGCCCCUCUCCAGGCCUUCCCGCGGGCCCCAUCGCCCAAGGUGCGCUCCAGCCAGCCCCCUUCCCUGUGGUGUCCCAGCCCUCCUUUUCCUACAGUGGGCCUUUGGGGCCCCCGUACUCAUCAGCCCAGUCGGGGCCUAGGGCUGCUGCAGGCUACUCCUGGUCCCCACAGAGGAGCAUGCCGCCCCGGCCAGGCUAUCCCGUGGCCCCCACUGGUGCCUCUGGCCCUGGGUACCCCAUGAUGGGGGGCCAGGGCCCCAGUCCUGGUUAUCCUCAACAGCCCCCCUACCCCUCAACAGGAGGAAAACCUCCCUACCCGACGCAGCCCCAGCUCCCGAGCUUCCCAGGCCAGCUCCAGCCCUCAGGCCCCCUUCAGCCUCCCUAUCCCCCCGGGCCCGCCCCUCCCUAUGGGUUUCCACCGCCUCAGGGGCCUGCCUGGCCGGGCUAUUAAACAUGGUCCUGGCCCUUGGCCUUCCCUACUUCCACCUGGCGCACAACCUUUGGCCCACCCACUGCUGAGAUUCGAGGUUAAACUGGAAGUGGAGUUGGCUCCCCCAUGGACUUGUGUCCCACACGGGGGGCCUGGGGGCACCUGGCUGGGAGUGCACAGGCCUGGAAAGGCACCAGCCGGUCCCAGCACUGGCUGCCCUCCCGGGGGAAGGGGGCGCCUCGUUUCUGUGACUGGCUUUAGCUUUUCUGGUGCUCACCAGGCUGGGAGCUCAGUCCUCACCGAGGGUGCCCGGGAGGGAGCAGAUGCACGCGUUUGUGGACCUCUGCUUGUACCUGCACUUGCUCCUGGAUGUCUGAACCACAUGCGGAGUUCUCUCGAUGACCGGGUGGCCGGGUCUCUGUCUCCUGCCCACCCCCUCCCUCUCCUCUGGGAUUUGGCAUGUUCAGCUGAGGGCUACAGCUCUUUGUGUCUCUCAGGUUCAUUCAAGAAUGGCCUGCCCUGCACACCAUGUCAGGGUUGGAUCAGGGGGAGAGAACAGAGUUAUUAGGAAAAAUACUUCAUGAUUUUUAAGUCACACAAAGCCAUAAUUGAACUCUCAUAGACUGGUGUCAGAUAAUCUCAUUCUGUAUGCUAGUUUGAAUGAUGGCAGCGGAGCCAACGCAGUGAGGAGGCUGGGGAUUGUGAGGUGGACCCCAGACCUCGCUUGCCCUGGUUAGAGGAUCCAGGGGGCUGCCUUGGACCCUUUGGCUGGAGGAGAGGGAGCAGCUCUGGCCCAGGAGAUCAUGAUCACAUAGGGGGCUCAUUUAGGAGUGGAGGGCUGGGUCACCUCCCCAGCCCCCCUCUUUCCUGGUGCCCUCCACUUCUGGCUGACCUCUGAGGCCCACCCUGUCCAUCCACUCCUUUAGUGCCUUGAAUCUCACUUGCAGCAGCCCCCUCCCUUCAUCCCCUUCCUUUGGCUCCUUGAUGUAACUCACUUCCCCCACUCCCAAAAUCCCUCCUAAGACAGACAUCAGAAGAUACCCUGACAGUUACUUCCCAAAUGGUGCUUUGUAAAACACCAUCACUACAUCAGAAUCCGUUUCUUUACAUCUCUCGUCUUCAGAAUGUAAGAGGCAGGGAUUGUGACUCCAUGCCACAUGCAGCCCCCACCCAGCACACUGGGGGUUUUCAGCACGGUUAGUAAGAGACAUGACAACAGACCAAAGGGAGGGUGUGAUGAGCAAAGCAUUAAUGUGGUUGUUCCCAACGUGAACCAGGUCUCAAGGGCAGACUCUGGAGCUGCUAUCAGUUAGGAAGUCAUAUGUGCCUUGAAAUGUCCACUACUCGAGUACCCAGCAUCUGGUGGGCCUGGGUAGCUGGGGGCCAACGAGGAAACUCGACCUCUGGAGCCUGCCCCGCUCCCGGCCUGCGUGCCAUCGGUGGGUGUGUGCGAUCGGAUGCUUGACUGGCGAUGUCGGUCUCUUACCAGUUGUGCUUGCUUCUCAGAAGUUAUUUAUACAGAGAAAUCUCUAAUGGACUCUUCCAGUUCGAGCGCUUAUGGACUGGGUGAAUGGUUGCUGGGAUGUUUGUGUAAUUAAUUGCCAUAAUAAACUUUAAUGAGUUACAGGUA